AUGGCAGUGAAAAGGAGUAAGAAAUUACGUACAGAACCAGGCAAUUCAGUUUGUGCCGCCGAUAUUUUAAUAAAAACAACUAGUAACAAAAGUGUUCAAAAUAAGAAAUCCAAAAGAUUUGAAAACUAUCAGGAUAAUUUUAAUGAUAUAGAAAGCAGCAGGCAAGAUUGUGAGAUAAAUAUAUUAGAAGAAGUGACUACUGAAAGAGACAUAGAAGAAAAUGAGCUCGUAUUGGAUGACAAAAUAGGAUUUUUUUUAAAAAACACACCUGAACAUAUUGAAACUACCCAGAAGAUAGAACAUGAAGAUCAGUCGGAAAAAGAAAACUUGGAGCCGGACCCGAUCCCGUUUGGGAUCAGUGAUAUUGAGUAUUUCACAGGCAAUAUUGAUAAUUUAAACGAAGGUGACUGGCUCAUAGCUAAAUUUGCUACGAAAAAAAGCGUCAAUCACUUUGUUGGACGGAUUUUAUUUAUUAGAAAUAAUAUCCCUACAAUAGAAUUUCUAAGGAAAGUUAAAAAUACUGCAAAUAGCAAAAGAUUAACCUUUACGUAUCCACAUGUCAAAGAUAUUUAUGAAAUGCUUCACGUAGAUGACGAUGUUCUCGUCUUACCGCAACCAAUAAUUACUAGAAGGGGCCAAGUUAUGUUCGAAGAUGAUUUUUCUAGUUAUAAUAUACAAUAA
Molecule: messenger RNA, 681 nt
Organism: Parnassius apollo (apollo)
Lineage: Eukaryota; Metazoa; Arthropoda; Insecta; Lepidoptera; Papilionidae
Source: the annotation of a GenBank genome assembly